Molecule: messenger RNA, 1731 nt
Organism: Schistosoma spindalis
Lineage: Eukaryota; Metazoa; Platyhelminthes; Trematoda; Strigeidida; Schistosomatidae
Source: the annotation of a GenBank genome assembly
GGCAUAUUCAAACUUGGUACUCUUUCAUUAUUCUCAACCAGUUAUCUCGUUCAGUUGUACAUACUACCCAAGCGCCGUUUCGGUGCAUGUUUUUUGUGCCAAAUUUUGCUUUUAGUUCACGACUGUUUUUAUUCCAUAUGCUUGGGCAGUCAUGUCACCUUGGUUCACUUCGCCAGCUUCCUGUUAUUGCUAUUUGUGGAGCCACUGGGACUGGGAAAUCAAAACUAGCAGUAAACCUCGCCAAUGUUUUCGGAGGUGAGGUCGUCAAUUUUGACGCUCUUCAGUUGUAUAGUGGGAUAGAUAUUGCAACAAACAAGAUAUCACAUGUCGAGUGUUUAGGUGUCCCACACCAUCUUAUAGGGAUUUAUCCUCCGGAAUUCGGACAUAGAUAUGAUGUUCAUUCAUAUCGAGACAUCUGUUUACCGCUGAUUGAAAAUAUAAGAAAUAUCAGGAAGAAGUUACCUAUUCUUGUUGGUGGGACUCAUUAUUAUUUGGAAGCUAUUUUAUGGCAAGAUUUUCUAGCUUCGAAACGUACUGUUUUCGAUACAACAAGUGAAUUCGAUAGUGAAGUUUCUCUUAGGCAUCCAUUAGAAUGCUAUGAUCUUUUGCGUACUCUGAAACCAGAUGUAGCCGCACAGUUGCAUCCGAAUAAUGUUCGUAAAGUAAGAAAAGCACUUCUCGAUGUUCUGAAGGAAUCUAUUCAGACUAAAACACAGACUGAAUUGAAUGGAAAUAUAGAAAAUGUAGAUUUGGGAAAACAAGUUAUAAAUAGAUCUAUUAAACCUCGAUAUCCUGGAGAGUCACUCAUAUUAUGGCUGGACUGUGCUUCCGAUGUUUUGAAUACUCAAUUGAAUAAGCGAGUGAAUAUAAUGUUGGAUUCCGGGUUAGUUGAUGAAUUGGACACUUUUCUCGACAAAGUGAAUGUUUUGCCACAUAGAUCUAGUGAGACUGAAACAUCUGAUACGCCUGACAUUGCAAAACGAACUAGAGUGGAAAAAUUAAGGGCAUUGUUUGCUCAAGAGUUGGAGUCAGUCUCAGAUCCUAUGACUCGUCGUGGCCUACUUCAAAGUAUCGGGCUCAAAGAAUUUUCAGAUUAUUUAGCUUUAUUACCAGAAGAACGUGACACUACGGAGGCAAAUACUCUUUUAAAGCAAGCAACAGAGAAUGUUAAAACAGCCACUCGACAGUAUGCACGUCGUCAGGUUUCUUGGAUUAGAAAUCGAUUUUUACGACGUCCUAUAGAAGGUAGCAUUCCUGUUUAUCGUAUAGAUGUGACAGAUUUCUUAAACUCUGAAUCUCCAGAUAUUUGGCAUAAAACAAUUAUUGCACCAACUGUACGCUUAGUCUAUAAUGAAUUAAUGAAAAUAGAUGGUUUACUCUUUGAAAACUUGAAAAAAAACAAUGAUUAUCUAAAACGUUUACUUGAUAUUUGUUCUGAAGAUUCUUGUCCUAAAGCAGAAUCAUUUCUUUUGCCUAAAUCAUUUACUGAAUCAAAUAAUAACAACAAUUCUCCAUUCAUUUGUUCAAUAUGUUCAAAUAGAAUAUUUACACAAAUCGAUGGUUGGGAAUCUCAUUUAAAAAGUAGAUCACAUCAGAAACGUGCAGCAAAAUAUAAGAAAAGAUUACUUAUCGAAAAAGCAAUGAAAAAUUUAUCAUCCUAAUAUUUUGUUAAAUAGAUAAUGUUUUGUAUAAAAGUUGUCUUUUUUUUUCCAAUAAAAUAUAUUACAUUAA